AUGGCUGACGACGAGCUACCAAAUUUUGAUAUCAUUUCCUCGUUCGGCUUGCAAGCACCAGAAAACGAAGCAAAGAACAGGAGUCAAAAGAAUGAGGUAGCCGACAACAAGAGGAGAUUUGCAAACAUGGACGAAGAAGAACUCAACGGCGUUACAAAUAAUUCUCCGGCGAAGCAAAAUAAAAAGGUAACUCAGUGGGCUGUAACAGUUGUCACAGGUUGGUUACAAAAGAUCUCGCUCUAUUUUCAAUACAAUAACAACAAGCUGCAACAAUUCAAACCGAAAUUAAGUAUGCAAAGAGUACUUGAACAAUUUUUCAAGAGGAAAAAACUGAUGGGAGAACUGUCAAGGUCUGGUUCAACAACAAGCACCAGCACACUACUGAAGUCACGAGGUUGAUAUUUUUAGAUGUCAUUGUUAUAGACUAAGUAAAGUUUGCUCUGUGACAGAUACCUUGAAGAAGUUGUUUUUCUUUGUUUUGUUUUCUUUCCACGAUUUGGAAUGGUUUGUGUAGCUACAAGAUUAUAUCGACCAUGACUAAACAGUGCCAUCAAUGACUGAAAAUUUUGUGGCCUAUUGAUUAUUCAUUGAACAUUGGCAAUAAUCAAUGACCAAUCAACUGAUUAUUCAUUAAUUACUCAUUGAUUUCAUUGAUGUCAUCGAUUAGCUUUGUCUGGUAACAAAGAUGCCCUGAAAUAGGGAAGAUGUGUUGCCAUUCAAGGUGUGUUAUGUGGAUCUGCUAGAUUUCUCUAUUUUGAGAACAUUUGCAUCUCAUCAAUUUAGGGUGAGUUGUAGAAUGAUCACAGGGUGUCUUGUAAUUACACACCUGUGUUUAUUUACACACUCUUGUGUAAAGGUGUGUCACCACCACACACCUUUAUGUGCUGGAGAACGCACAAGGUGUGCUAGGGAAGCACACCUAAUUUACGAGUGCAACUCUUUUAAGUCUGCCCUGACUUUUUCUUGAACUAGUGAUUGCCUUGAGGUAGUCGUGAUAGAACUUAUUUUAGUCAUAUAUUAUAAUGUAUACUGUAGAAUAACUUUUGUGCAAUUAAUUCUAGAACAUAUAUUUUUAGCAUUAGUGUAGUUUGUCUUAAAAUUUGUUAUGCAAACGGUACACUGGAAGAGAAUUCUUGAUGAAGUGACACCGUGAACAAAGUUUGAUUUUGAUUAUUUGUCUGGGGCUUCGAGAAAGGUUGUCGAAGAAUAUCAGUUUGUGUCUGCGCCUGAAACACAAAGUUUUAGAGAAACGAUUUGGACACCCUUCUGUUUUUGCUCAGGCCUUUCGAGACAAGUUAAAACAAUGAUCGAGGAUUUCAUUGAAGGAUGGAAAUGCUUUAAGGGAGCAUGCUGACUACUUAAGAACUUGCAAAUUAGGAAAGCAGUCAGUUGAGGAUAUGGACCAUUAAACAAGGAAAACGACGACAAGAAACUAGUGAGAAUUCUUCCGAGCUGGGCUCAUUCCAAGUAGGGUACUAAAGUCCUUGAGAAUCAAGCUAAGCAUGGAGACAAUAAAUUUCCUACCUUCUCUGCAUUUGUCAUUGAAAUAGUCAAACUACAGUGUCAACCUGUUCUCAUUGGUGUUGAAGCCAAUGUUCAAGACAUCAGACACCAAAAAGGAAGCCUUAGUUAUCGUGAAAAAAGAGAAGAAAUGCAUUAGCCACUGGCGUUGGAGAACAGUCAAGACACUGAUCCGUGCAGAUAUGUAAAGGGAGGCAUAGCCUCGAUACCUGUCAAGAAUUUUUGAAAACCCCACUCAAAGUAAGAAUCUUGUUCUUGCCAAAGAGGUGUCUGUGUUUGAGAUGCCCAGAAAAUGCCCAUAUGGCAAAGGAAAAUAAACGCAAGACAAAGAUUGUGUGUGCCUCGUGUAAGCAAACAUUCACCAUCUAACAAGUGCACAAUAGUUUGUGGAGUUAGAGGUCAAGGAUUUAGUCAAGAUCAAAGUCUGAUUGUUCCAGUCUUGGUAUCGAGCUAUGAGAACGCUGAAAAGGAAUAACUGUGAUAUGCUCUAAAUGACUGUCAAUCUAAUGCAACAUUCAUUACAGAGAGGAUGAGUUGAGCUUUAGGAGUUCAACGUGUUGAGAGUCAGCUUCUGUUAUACACCAUGUACGAAGGAGGUGAAGUAGUUGACUGUUGCAAAAUAAUGGGCCUAAACGUGAUGGAGGUGAAACGUGAAGUCAAUAUUACUCUUCCGCAGACGUUCACAAGAGACACAAUCCCAUUCAAGAGUUCAGACUCCUAAACCUGAGGUAGUCAUGUGUUGGAAUCAUUUGAAGCCUACUGCAACCAAUGCAACCUUUUUGGAUUAAGCUGUACAAAAAUAAAACAUGUCAGACCACUUAGAUCAAUGAAGAGUAACUGUUUUUCAUCCCGACAUAGAUGAAUCCUCAUCCAGCAGUCUUGUUAAUGUUUCACAACUAAUUUCUUUUCGGCAGAAAUCCAAGCUCUUAUUAAAUAAAAAUCAAGGUAAGAUUUAGGGGUCUUUGUACCACGUGUAGUAAACAAUAACUUUCAUCACAAUAGCUAAGAUAAUUAAUUAACGGUGAUACAGUAGCCAAAUCAAUUAGCUAACAUUAAUUCUUAUGGUCAAUAACACUGUAUUUCAUUCUCUUUCAGAACUGGAAACAAAACUACAGACCAAUGGUGAGCUAAACUAG
Messenger RNA from Porites evermanni, 2657 nucleotides. NCBI's taxonomy places the organism in Eukaryota, Metazoa, Cnidaria, Anthozoa, Scleractinia, Poritidae. The record is from the annotation of a GenBank genome assembly.